GGGCAGGAGCCGGCGAGCAGGUGGGGGCGGCGGCCCCGCCUCCGCGUCCCGGCAGCACCAGAGCUGGCGGCCGGGGAGCGAGCGGGGCGCACCGAGCGCGGCGCGGCCGCAGAGACGCAGCCCGGAGCACCGGCGCUGCGGGACGGAGCCCGGGGCCGCGGGACGGCGGCGGCGGGGACGGCGGCAGGAGCGCGCGGCCAGCGGCAGGCCAUCCGUAACACCACAGGGCCCUCAACCUGCCUGACUGUCCCUUAUUGCACCCGAGUUCCUGGAGAGCAGAGCAGAAACCACUCUCUUGGAACCAUUCAUAAGCAAGAGACACCAACUCCGUGACGUAUGCCCGUGCCACCACCACCACCACCUCCUCUGCCUCCACCUCCCCCGCCUCUGGGGGCUCCUCCCCCUCCCCCACCUCCAGCACCCUCGGUAAGCACUGACUCUUCCAGCUUGAGAAAGGCAGAUCCGAAAGGUCGGAGUGCGUUAUUGGCUGAUAUCCAGCAAGGAACUCGCCUGCGAAAAGUCACGCAGAUCAAUGACCGCAGCGCGCCGCAAAUUGAGAGUUCUAAAGGAACCAACAAAGAAGGAGGAGGUUCUGCAAACUCCCGAGGCGGGAGCACACCCCCAGCCCUGGGAGAUCUGUUUGCUGGUGGCUUCCCUGUGUUGCGACCAGCAGGCCAGAGAGAUGCAGCAGGUGGCAAGACAGGGCAGGCCCCUGGCUCCCGAGCGCCUUCUCCCAGGCUUCCCACUAAAACCAUCAGCGGCCCACUUAACACCCCUGCAUCUCCCAGGCUAGGCAGUGCCACCGAGGCGCACGGCCCUGCCAGGACAGUCCCUCCUCGCCCCAGCGUGCCCGCCCCACCUCCUCCCACCCCGCCCCCUCCUCCUCCACCCCCACCCCUGCCACCUUCUUCCCCCAUCAAAGCCACGCUGGUGUCCCCACCUGGCCCACCAACCAAAGGGAACCCCCCAGUGGUUGCACCCCCUCUCCCCUGCGUCCCCCCGCCUCCACCUCCACCCCCUCCCCCAACCCCACCCCCGCUGCCAGGGGCCCCCGUCCUCAGUGACAAGGCAGUGAAGACUCAGCUAGCCCCGUUGCACCUACCGCCCAUCCCGCCCCCGCUCCCUCUCCUCCCGCCUUGUGGGUACCCCGGGCUCAAUGCGGAGCCUGCCAGCCCCGCCCAAGAUGUGCCUCCUGCCCCGCCACCCCCACCGCCGCUCCCCGUCUAUGCCUCGUGCUCUCCCAGGGCUUCUGGGCCAGCGCCACCUGUGCCGGGCGCAGGUAACAGCAGUGAAGCGCCACCCCCGCUGCCCCCCAAGUCCCCCAGCUUCCAGGCUCCGCCGCAGAAGCCCAGCGUGCAGGCCUUGCCCGCGCCGCCGCCCGCCCCUCCGGGGUCGCAGACGUUCCUGCAGAAGAAGAGGCACGGCCGAGGCCCAGGGACCAGUGGGGGAAAGCUAAAUCCACCCCCGGCACCCCCCGCAAGAUCACCCACCACAGAGCUUUCAAGCAAGAGCCAGCAGGCCCCAGCCUGGACCCCGACCCAGCAGCCUGGAGGCCAGCUGCGAAACGGAAGCCUGCACAUCAUCGAUGAUUUUGAGUCUAAAUUCACGUUCCAUUCUGUGGAAGAUUUUCCGCCUCCGGAUGAAUAUAAGCCAUGCCAGAAGAUUUACCCCAGCAAGAUCCCCAGAAGCCGUACACCUGGUCCCUGGCUCCAGGCCGAGGUGGCCGGGCAGAGCCCUGAUGACAUCAAAGGCAGAAAUUCUCAGUUAUCUCUAAAGACACUCCGGUGAGAAGACGAUGAAGCUGGGGUCCUUGGGUUCCACAUUUCAGGACGGGCACUUCCAGGAGAACGUGCCAGACCCCACCAUACUCAACUGUAAUUCGGUUGACAUACAGGCUCUGAAUAGUGCAUCUAUUUAUUGUAAAUACGUGGUUUGCACGGGCUUUAAAGCAGUAUUUUAGUUGACUUUUAUUUCAGUAAUAUUUUUUAAAACCCCCAGCAUUUCUCCAUGUUGAAAAUGCAUCUUGGCAUUUGUCUGUCAGUACAGAUAGAACCCUGUCCCACCCUAUAGUGUCCAUUCCAUGACUGGAAAUAUGCUUGUGGGCUGGCCCUUCCUAGUUUCUGAAUCUUUGUUAGAGAGUCCUUAGUUUGCAGGUAGUCCCAAAGUCCUAAGUAUACACAACAGCUUCUUAUUGGCAUGAUUUUAUAUUCUCAUGGCAUCAACUGCAAAAUCACACCAAAUAAUGCCUUAUAAAUGAUACAGCUCAGAGAAAACAGUGUGCCCCCACACCCAGACGCCGCCGUGCAGCCUCCAGUGAACGAGAUGCCACGUCUCGCUUCCGUGUUGCAGUACAGGGAUAUUUUUCUUUGCUGCCUAAUGUAAAUAUAUCACAAAGUAAAGGCAGGAGUGGGCCUGGCCCCCUCCAGUGCCGACCGCAGGGCCCCUUUUGUAACUGAGUAAUCCUACAAGUAGCCACUGCUCUUACUGUUUACAGUGCCCAGGUGUCUGUCACUGUCCUGUCCCUUCCAAGUUCCUGGUAGCCUGGAUAAGUUCAGCUUUAUGACAUUUUGGUAUUUUUUUUCCCUGCAAGUUAAAAACAUACACUACUCAUAGUAAACCACUAAUUCUAUCUCAGAGGUCUCCCCCACCCCGAGUGCAGGAUUUCCACGGAAAAGUGUAGAACUAAACGGUUCGUGAAAUAUCUGCCUCAAAUAUCUGGUGCCCACCCCCACCUUUAGGAACCACCCAUCAGGCAAAACCCUUCUAAGCUAGAGGAGAAGCUGAGUGUCCUGAUGGCUCCCCAUUUCCUUGUGGCGGGCACUUCUCUGUGGGGAAAAAUGUGUGCCAGCUCAGCACCCCUUCAUAUUCACCCUUUUCUUGAGCCAGCAAGGGGGUGGAAGUGUGUUUUGCUUACUGCCUAACCCCAAAUGCUGCCCAUCCUUGGAGGGGGGGAAGUCUGUGACAGAUGAAGGGGAGAAAAUAGAAGGAAACAGACUGAUCCCUGGGCUGUGCUCAAAAUAGCUACAGAUUAAAGAAAAUCAGGGAGCUAGGGGGUAGAGAACAGGGAAUAAUAAGUUUGCUUUGGAACAAUCCACUUACACCUUAAGUCAAACCAUCACACCCUGAUCAAACCAUCCAGAAAAGUAGACGGUUAGGAGGGUUUUGGCAAACGUGACUGCAUAUACCCAGCUGUUGUCUGGAGUAAAGAUUAAUCUGGUGUCCUGUAUCAGUGCUGUGCUUUCUCAUCCCAGAGAAAAGCAACUGAGCCAAGGUCAAGUUCCCUUCUCUGGGGACUGAAUCAAGCCAAAUUCUAACAGCUAAAUCAAUGGAAAAGAAGCUUUUGCAGGUCAUCAGCUCUGGGCAUAAGUGAUUUGUUGUAUUGGUUCUGGAAGGUUUCUGAAAGGUCAGAAUAUCUCUCUUAUAAGAGUAUCCACUCUACCUCCCUCCCAGUUGUGUAAAAUAAUUACAAAAGUUUUAGUGAUCAUGAUGAAGAAAGCCCUAGACAAAGGCAAUUCCACUUUCAGAGCAGACUGCCUGCCCUGAUGAGAUGUUUACACAUUCAUGUUCCACACUGCUGAGAUAGAAAUUAAAAAGAAACUAUGUAAGGACAGAGGGAAGGAACAAGCAGAAACCAAAAAAAUGGCAAUUAGGGAGAAAUCUCAGGAAUCUGGAAUCACAUCUCUUCUCAAGACCUGUCACUGAAUUCCCGACCCUCCUGUCACUGAGGGAGUGCACAGAGCUCGCUCAGCAGAGAAGAUCUAGCCCUGACCAUGAACUCACACAAAGAGGCAUCCGAGUAGCAGAGCCCUGCCAGCCUCACCCAGUCUCACUGACACUCUGGUCUGUGGCUCCCCCAAAGUUUCACAUGUAUUUUGUAUUUAUUGAUGUCUCCCUCUGCAGAUUCAUUUCUCUGUAGCUAAUAAACUUUAUUUAAUAAGUGGAAA
Cynocephalus volans (Philippine flying lemur) is the source of this 3944-nucleotide messenger RNA. It is a transcript of the gene WIPF3, whose product is annotated as WAS/WASL interacting protein family member 3. Gene Ontology annotation, biological process: endocytic recycling; Arp2/3 complex-mediated actin nucleation; exocytosis. The record is from RefSeq and is a predicted model, not a curated record. Lineage: Eukaryota; Metazoa; Chordata; Mammalia; Dermoptera; Cynocephalidae. The transcript is spliced from 10 exons. Gene Ontology annotation, cellular component: early endosome; recycling endosome; WASH complex. Bases 337 to 1788 code for a protein of 483 amino acids. Gene Ontology annotation, molecular function: gamma-tubulin binding; actin binding; alpha-tubulin binding.